AUGCCGGCGAGUCCCGUGCAGGAGAACCCCACCCUCCGCGAGCUCCCCGACGAUCCUACGAUGACCGCUCUAGUCACUACUACACACUACCUCAACCCAAGAGCAUCAUCCUCUCACUUGUCAGUCACACCACCGAGCCGCUCGUCAAUAUCCUCUCUCAACAGAGAUCCCUGCUCGAUCCCGCUGCCGCCCUCCCGAGCCGUGACUCCCACGCCCCCGGACCUCAUCUCCAACACCACCCACGCCGGCUCCUCCUACUCCUCCUCCUCCAUUGCCCUAGAAGACUGGCCCCGCACCCCCGUCGACUGUCCCCCAGCAAACUUCCCACAAGCCAAGGCCCCAGCCCUCAAGCUCUUCGGCAGCAAAAAGGCCAAGCGCUGGCUCGACAAGACGGUCGACGGCACCCAGGGCCGCCUCAACUCGGCCGUCAAGCCCUACACCUCGAACCCGCGCUACAACCCCAAGAACUGGACCACCAUCGCCCAGGCCGCCUCCCACCGCUACCUCGAGGGGAAGCUCUACGGGCCCGAGGGCCGCUACCCUCGCGCUGAGGAUAUCGACGAGGGUGUCGUUGGGAGGCCCAAGCUACCGGCGCGGCCCGUGGUGGCGCCGGCGGAGGCGGGGGCUUUGGUCUUGGCUAGGGAGCCCGAGGUUGAGUUUCCGGCUGUUGGGCUGGCGCCGUUGGUGGUCAGAGAGAAGAAGAAAAACAAGAAAAGCAACGAGAUCCUAGAUGCCAUCGUUGAGGUGGGAAGGCCAAUAUUUGAUCAACUCGCCCCGCCACCUGCGCCCGGCGCUACUCUCUCGACCGAUCUUCAUACUCUCCUCUUUCCAGACGAAUUCGCCUUUUGCUUUCGAAGUUUGAACGGCAAGGCAGAGCUCAUUCGCAGUGAGAGCAAUGGCACGCAUGAUGACGCCUCUCUUGACCCAUUCGGCCGCCCGUUCCAACUCAACGUUGAUCAAGACUUCAAUUUACCAAGAUUCUCCACCAAGGACAUUCGAGUCCUCGAGGACAUCCUCUACAACGGCUACAUUGCACGUGUGGCGAUUGAAGGGAACGAGAUGUGCUCCAAGGCGGGAGACGACAAAUGUCGGGAAGCCGCGCAAAGGGAGCUUGAGUGCCUCUGGAAGAUCACUACCUCUCCAUAUGCAGCCACCAUCCGCGUCCCGAAACUGCUCGGUCUCAUUGAAGUAUCCGACGACGAGAGAGCCGUUGGGUCCGUGGAGGAGUUUAUCCCGGUUUCGGCUACCUGGGAGCUUACGACACUGCGAAAUAUCGAGGCGAUUUCUGACAUUGUAAAGGAUCGUCGCCAGAAGUGGGCUUUGCAGGUCCAGGAGACUGUCCGCCUGUUGCAUCAAAUCGGAGUCGUGUGGGGCGAUGGCAAGGCAUCGAACGUACUGAUUCAUCGCGACACCGACCAUGCUUGGAUCGUUGACUUUGGUGGCAGAUGGACAGAUGGUUGGGUAACCCCGGAUUUGAGCGGGACGGUGGAGGGUGACGAGAUGGCCGUGAAAAGGAUCUUUGAGUUCUUGGAAGUUUGACAGAAACCUUCCUGGUCUCGUAGAACGUUGUCAGAUGGAUAGACAGCGUAAGCCAAGCAGUUUUGUAGAGUUGGAAGACGGGUCAUGAAUCCGGAUGGCCCAUCCGAUUUGUCCCCAUUUGGAUCUGAUAUCUUACAUCAGGGUCAGCCACACAGAAGCCGAUUGAGAGCGCCCAGACUUCGGCCUGAGACGCAGGUCGCAAAGUCCCCUUCUUACUACAUUGGCCUUGCUCUAGAAAACAUACACAUUUAUAUUGCAGAGAACGAAAGUUGUCUAUGAGAU
Molecule: messenger RNA, 1821 nt
Organism: Verticillium dahliae VdLs.17
Lineage: Eukaryota; Fungi; Ascomycota; Sordariomycetes; Glomerellales; Plectosphaerellaceae
Exons: 2
Coding region: 1-1539 (512 amino acids)
Source: RefSeq, a predicted model, not a curated record